Molecule: messenger RNA, 2763 nt
Organism: Ctenocephalides felis (cat flea)
Lineage: Eukaryota; Metazoa; Arthropoda; Insecta; Siphonaptera; Pulicidae
Exons: 11
Coding region: 25-2721 (898 amino acids)
Source: RefSeq, a predicted model, not a curated record
CUAAAUAAUUUAUCUUGAUUUAUAAUGGAUUCUGCAAAGAAUGAAAAGCAGUUACUUUUAGAUAAAUUAAGAAGUUCAUCAGAUGAUGAGUUUGAACAGGACUUUGAUAACAUAUUUGUUCAAAUAACAGAGAUAGACUCUAAGGAUAUAGAUCAAAUUUUCGAUAUUGUUGUGCAAAAAUCUUUUGAUGUUCUUCCAAAACAAAGUGUGGAGAACUGUUUCUUCAAGAUUAUAUUUAAAAGAGUCAAAGACACAAUUAUUUCUCUUUAUAAAGAUAUUGAAAACAAUAUUACAGAUGGGCAGUAUAAUUCCGAUAAAAUCAUAUGUAUAUUACUACAUUGCACAAAUUUAAUCAAAGCUUUAUUAAAGACACUUUCUAGUCUUGCUCAAAAGAUAUCAAUUGACUAUCAUUGCAUUUACAUAGAUAGUAUAUUUUUAGAUACAUCUUGUUUAUUAUGUUAUACAUACAAGCAUUGCAAGUAUAGUCAAAAUAUUUAUGGAAAUAAAAUCAGUGCUGUAUAUGAGGUAUUGGCAAAAUUAUUUUCUAUUUCUCAACAAUUGCAAACAUGCUUCUUAUCAUUAUUCAAGGAUAUUGAAUAUAAUCUUAAUAUUAAAACCCACCUCGAAGGCUUUAUUGAAGUUCUUUUAGUUUUGAUAGAAUGUGGAAAAUACCUUAUAACCCUUGACAUAAGAUCAACAGCUUCUCAAUGGAAAAUUAUAGCUGAUUUCUUUGUAACAUAUAAACAUGCAAUAGAAAACUAUAUGAAUCUAGAAAGUAAAUUUCUCAUUAACGAACCUAUUUCUUUUUUAAGUAAACAUAUUGAUAAAUCACUAACGGAUGUCUGUGAGGAUACUGCACAAGAUGCCUCACAAGUCAAUCGAAUUAUAAAGCUUGAUAAUUUUUUUAUGAAAAUUAUUCUUAAACUAUUUGACUUGUAUAAAGAUUUUGUUAUUGAUUGCAUACCUGAUGUUGUCCAAUUGUUGUAUUCAGUUCAUGGAAUGCACAGUCCUGUAUUAAUAUACAAAAGCGCUGCAACUGUUGAUACAUGUUCUCUUAUACACUCGCACAUUUACAUCGCAGUUCAAAUACUAGUUGGAAAUUUAAUAGAUAAUAAAGCUUUUGCUAAUGCAAUUUUAUGCAAGGAGUUGGAACAAAACAAUUUUGCAAGUUUAUUGUUAUGCACUAAUAUACUGAAAUAUCUAAUUGACAACACCAAUAAUGUUAGAGAACUGUGGAUGGUUUCGAGUGAGCGUAAUAUAGUUAAUUUAAUUUUUGAUGUUCUAAACAACACACAGUAUGAAAUGUCCGUGGAUAUUAAGUACACAGGAGUAGCUUUGGAAGGAAAAGCAGCCACAAAGUGUGAUUUGUAUGAAUUGUUAUUUUCAUACAUGGGAGGUUAUAUAUUAAGUGUUGAUGACUAUGAAUUUACAUACAUUGAGAAAAAGAUCUUGACUAUUAUAACAGAAUUGAAUCGUAGUAAUGUUUGGUCUAAAAUUAUGGCAUGUGAUCUUAUUUGUCUGAUAGACAGAUAUGGUACUGCAGAUUUAUGUUAUCAGCAUGUUGAGUUCUUCAGUGAAAUAAUAGUUGAUACACCAACUUUAUGUUUAAUGUAUGAAAAUGAGUUUAUAUUCAUCAAACAGACAAUUGCUCGGUUAUUCAAUCUUUUGUCUAUUAAUGAUAAAAAGAGAUUUCUUGUAGAAUAUGAUAUUAAAUUAAACAGCAGUAUAUUUUGUGCUAUUGAAUUAAAACAUAUUGAAGAUUUUGAAACAUCAGAAUUCAUCAAGCAUUGUGAAAUUUUAAUGAGCAAGUUUAUUGAGAAAAGUGAUUCUGCAAACUUUUUACAAAUGUCUAACUCUCUAAGUCUUCUUACAACUGUGCAAGGGAUAACCAAACAGGGUCACAAGUUUUUUACUGAUAAUUUAAUCAGAUUGUGGGAGUAUUUCAAGGAAACAGAUUACUUAAUUUCUCGAUUCUCAUGGGAAGCUAACAAGAAGGCAGAAAAGAAAAUCUUCACAAAAUUUGUGUUGGUUUUGAUACAUUUGUCAUCAAUGAUAUUAGAGUUCAUAUCUAAUGAGAAAUUGUUAUCCAUAUUGACCCAUUUAGAUGCACUAAUUCAUAUAAAUACAUCUAUAAAAUUGCAAAUAUGUUCAUUUUUGCAUAAAUUACAUAAGAAGAUAGAAAAUGACAGUAACAUGGCGUCAUGCUUCCAGUUAAUUGCAAGUUUGUUCUGUAAGUUAGUAAAUGAUGGCAAUCCAAUUGUCGAGCAAAAAGCUUUAGAAGCUAUGAUAAAUUUUUCCCAACACACUGUUCAUGAGGAACUUAUUACUAUAAUUGUGAAAAAGGAGAAGAACUUUGAACACAAAGUUGUGUCAUUUUUAAAUAAGAAACCUUUUAAAAGUGAUAAUUGCAUAACCUUAGAAGCAUACCUAAAAUCAUUACAUAAUUUUAUCAAUAAGGAUGAAGAAAUUACUUUAUCAGGCCAAACAGAUGAAUUCGAAAUAGACACUGUUGAUGAUAUGUUUGAAGAUGAUUUUGAGGACUUUGUUCCAGCUAAGAUUCAAAAGCUUGAAAGUGAUGUUGUAAUACUUGAUAUCAUAAAUAAUAUUAAACAAUCUGCUAAUUCGUUAGUCGAAAAGAAAUCUGAUGGGUAUUCAAAUGAAGUUAAAACUGAAUUGAUAGGUGUAAUUGAAAAACUGCAAUCUUUAAUUCACAACACAUGAAAAGAAAAAAAAAAAACAUACAAAGAAAUUAAUAGAUGAAUA